Molecule: messenger RNA, 4164 nt
Organism: Guillardia theta CCMP2712
Lineage: Eukaryota; Cryptophyceae; Pyrenomonadales; Geminigeraceae
Exons: 32
Coding region: 1-4164 (1387 amino acids)
Molecular function (GO): protein binding
Source: RefSeq, a predicted model, not a curated record
AUGGAGGCCGUGAGAGCCCAGCAGAACGAGGGUUUAGGCACGAAGAGAGGGACGGCAAGCUCGGGGAAGGACUGGCUCAAGAAUCAAAGAGAGCGACAGAAGCAGCUGCUGGCAACCAUCGAUGCCCUCCUACCUGCACAAGCAAAAACGAAGCAAGUCAAGGGCGUGGGAUCUCGUUCCUGUGGGAGUUCAGGGCGGUCCAUGUUCACCAUCUUGCAGGACACCAUCUCUUUGAUCCGCGACCUGAGAGACAAGGGACAAGCGCUUCAUCCCACACAAGUGAAGCUGCUACAUCAGCCGGCAACCUCUGCCAUCUCAUGGAAGGAGGCGCUGCUUGCAAGCCGAACCUGCAUGAUCUUCGAGACGCACAUCCCCAGCCUCACCGUCAGAAACAUGAGCCUCGCGGCAAAGCACUUUUGUGGGAGCAUGGCGGCAGAGAGAGAUGUGUCUUUGUACAACAUUGUGGCGAAGGAUGAGAUCGACACGUUGAGGUUCUUUAUCGAACAGGCGCUGGCGGGAGUUUCAAGUCUUUCGAAACUUCUUCGAGUGAGGAGGCUCGACAACGUGCACGUCAAGCAGGAAGGAGCGACUGGUGGAUCCGGCUUUGACUUCCUCGAGUUUCGCAUCCUUUGGAUCGCUCAAGGUCAGAUCUCGCCAGCCUCAGUCCUCGUGGAAGCCCUUCAUCCACACUCAGCCUGCCACCCCUUGAAGCCCAACGUGAGGAAAGACAGAAAGUCUCUCGCCUUCCGCUUGGAUCGCCUGGUGCCGAGCGAGUUCAAGUCGCAGCAGGCGAAGGGUGUGGGGUCAAGAGCGUAUGGCGAUCAAGGACGAUCGCUGUUGACCAUUCUUCAAGAUAGUAUCGUCUUGAUGUCGAGCGUUUCUUCGGCGUUUGUCAGCGUGCGAGGAUCUCGCUGUAGCAUAUGCGAGGUGAGCAGGGGAGCUGCUGGGCUCUUCGACCAGCAAGUGUCUCAGCUCAUCGGCCUCUCACUGGUGGACCUUGUUCGCUCCCAAGACAGGAGCACCUUCUUUGCAUUCGUGGGGUCCGAAGGGGUUGGGAGCCAGACCAGCAACUUGGACGCGACUCUCGUUCUUGAGGUCAACCGCGAGGAACAGGCGCCGACGCUCAUCGCGGACAAUCUUGACCUGGGCCCCUUUGCUCGAACCUUCUCUCCUGUCUCCCCGCAGACUUCGCAAGCUGUUGUGCUCUCUUCGAUCUCACGUCCGAUACAAGCGUCACUGCACCUCGAGCUGCCGGACGUGGGGCAGCGGCCCGAAGCUGCCUCGUUGCGGCUCUCGCAAACGAUCAUGCGGGGAGUGUGGGAGGCAGGGUAUAGCGUGACAGGCCUCGCAAAGAUGUUCAACGAACUUCCUGCGAGUGUUCGCUCGGUACUGGACAAGGGCCUCUGGUCCAUGGAGCAAAUUUUCAGGCAUAACGCGCGCAACCAGCAAGCUCUUGUGCGUAGGACGGAGCCCCCCGGAGAGAGCAUGAAGCUGAUCAAGAGCUUGCUGAUGAAGGACGAAAAUAUCGGGUUCUGGAACAUGGAGAUCAACACGGAGACGCUGAGGAGGACGAAGCUUGAGAUCAGCCCGGGCAUCGCCAACCUCCUUAAUAUGCACCCCGAUGAAAUGCUCGCUCGCGUGGGUAACAAGGAUACGGAGCUGCCUAACUCAGACCUGGAGUUUUUCUGCACAAUCAUAUGUAACUCUUCUCCUUUUCAACUUCCUCCGCUUCCUCCUCUUCUGCUUCUCCUCCGCUGCUUGUCUGCGCUCACGGGUUUGUCAGACGAUAUCAUCUCCCUCCACCAGGACAGGCUGACUCGCUACUCAAGGCUGCUCCGGCGAUGCCCACGGGUGAAGAGGAAGGGCAGGAGGAGGCGAAGUGACGGGAUGAGGCAGACGGGCAAGCUGAUCGACCCCUUCCUAGUUCGCGUGCAUUCUAUCAAGGAGCGGAACGAGGAGGGAAGGAUCUUCCGCAUGUGGCACAUUCUUGAGCGAGUGACCCCUGACGAGUAUGACGAGGCGCGAAGAAAGAACCCGCAGAUCUGUCGUCCUAUGCUCGAGCAGAUGGGAGACUGUAGGGGAGCGGAGGACCUUUUGGAGUCGGCUAACUAUGACAACCUCUUCAACCAAAGCUUCCAGUUCAUGAAGACAACUCCUGAGGGACAACAACAGCUACAAGCUCUGGCCAACGCAGUGAAGGAAUGUUUCGCUCCUUUUGUGUCCGAAGCUGACAGGAUUGCUGGAUCGACCGGACAAGUUUGGCGAGACAUGGCCGGGGAGGGGGGGGAGGAUGUCGUCAGAGGAGGGAAGGGUCGCUGGUCUUUGGCUCUGAAAGUCUCCGAUGCGCUGGAGAACAUCCACAGGGCCAAAGACCAUGAAGAGCUUUUCCAUGCCGCUCAGGCUGCCUCCCUCUCGCUCCUUCAGGCUACUGCCACCAUCCUCUACCUCUGCGAGGGCCGCGUGACCCGUCGCCUCGACGGUCGUCGGUCUCAGACGCUUCAAGAGCCUCCGAGGUCGGGGAUCGUCGGGCGAACCUUCUUGUCCCUCAAGAUGCAGACAAGAAGCAAGCAAGAAGAGGCGCAAGGAAGACGCAAGCAGAAAGGGAAGGAGGAGGGAGAGGAGGGAGAGGAGGGAGAGGAGGAUGGUCUGCUUGAGCCUGGAGGGAGCAUCUCAAGCAUACUCACGAUCCCCUGCGUGCAUGAGGGGCGGGUGAUGGGCGUCAUGGCGGCUCUCAACAGCAUCCAAGGAAGUUUCUCCAGGAGCUCGUGCGAGGAGGCGGCGACGAGGAUCGCAAGGAGCGUCAGCCUGCGACUGAGAGACCUCGAGCAAGUAGAGGAGGUCAGACUCGCUCUCCGUCAGCAGCAGCGCGUCUGGGAACUGGCGGUGAAGCUCGCGGAGGUGGAGGAGGAGCGAGAAGUUGCCCAGCUCGUCUCCCUCCGGACGCCGAAGCUGGUGGGGUGUGAGGCAGCGAUGCUGGUGCUGGUGGAGGAGCGAGGAAGGGAGGAAGAGACCAUUUUAAGAAACUUGUCGGGAGGAGACAAGCUGAAGAAGAAGUUUACAGCUCGAGGAAUGUUUCUGACUUGUCUCUCCUCAAACAAGACCGUCAAGGUUUCUUGUUCUUCUCUCAUCGGAAGGGAAGCGCGUAACGGCCUGCUGGUCCCUCUGACGCAUCAGGACGAGGAAGCGAUCGGCCUCAUCGUCUUCCUCAACAAAGCCAAACCUUCACCUCCUGCCUCCUAUCUCCUGCUGCUCGUUAUCCUCGCCUCACCGGACGGUCAGCGACUUUCCGAGUCCGACGCCAAGACUGGCGAGCAAGUCGCAAGCUCAGUCAGCACAACCAUCAGAAACAUCAAGAGGAGGAGGAAAGCGAAUUCAGACCUCCUCCGACACAUGUAUCCCUCCUCCCUCCCUCCCUCCUCUUUCAUGACCUCCUCCUCUCCUGCCCUUCCUCAGGCUCAGGAUGUGGGCGAGCGAGUGCCGAUCGUCGCAGGCCGAGCAGGAGGCAUACACGCUGACGGCAUGCUGCUGCUGCUGCUGCUUCUGCUGCUCAACAGUCCGAUCAGGACUGCGUCAAGUCCGAGUGCGGCGCUCUCCUCCUCCUCUCUAAUUCUUCACACUCUCAAUCUCAGCCAGUCAGCCAUUCUCUCCUUCACUCUCUCUUCGGGAGAUCCUCUCAGCAUCUGCGAUGCUCAAGGCGAUUAUCUUCUCUCCAUGUUCGACUGCCCUCCCGCAUCUCCCGUCCUGACAUACCCGGUGAAGGAUGCGAUGAUGGUUCGCUGGGAGCGACUGCAGGAGGCGGCCUGUGUGAACCUGCACGCGCGGAGUUUCCCGCUGAUGGAGGGAGAGGGGGGGAGCAUGUACAGCAUGAGCAGCAAGAACAAGAGCCUCAUCGAGUUCCUCGAGAAGAUCGACAAGUUCUGCCGGGAUGUGCUGCGUUGUCAUUCUUGUACCGUUUGCUUGAGAGACUGCGAGAGCUGGGGCAUGUUGGUUCUCUCGCGCAGUAGCACAGGAUAUCACCUUGCUCCUGUCCAGAUGACGGGAAUCGCUGGUGCAGCGAUGCAGGAGGGGCGUGAAGUUUUCGUUGAGAGCAUCACGACCGAGCAUCCACAGUACGACGAAGGAUCCCUUGCCUUCAUCCGGCAACGUCUCAGCUUCAAGCCGUGA